Staurois parvus is the source of this 496-nucleotide messenger RNA. The record is from the annotation of a GenBank genome assembly. NCBI's taxonomy places the organism in Eukaryota, Metazoa, Chordata, Amphibia, Anura, Ranidae.
AUGUGCCACUUUCAGGUCUCCCACACCACUGCUGGUGUGUUCAAUUUUUUGUCAUAGGGUGCUGGCAGAUUACGGGCCUCCUAUAGCUGCUGCCAGGCCCCUAAUCUGCCAUGGGCCCCUUAUACCGCCUCCUCAUGCUGCUGCCAGGUCCAGAGUCUCUCAUGGGUCCCUGUACGGCCUCCCAUUGCUGCUGUCUCCAUCGCCACACUCUGGCCAUGUGCCACUUUCAGGUCUCCUCACACUCCUGCUGGUUUCCAUUUUGUCAUAGGUUGCUGUAUGGCCUCCCAUUGCUGCUGCCUCCACCGCCAACAUGUGGCUCCAAACACUGGUUUUGGCCCCGAUGUGACCUGGCCAAAUGAGUGAAGUGUGCGGUGAUUCUAAGAUCGACGGCACUGCAAUCUGCAUGUCAUACUGAGUGACAGUAUUAUUUCUCUUCCCCAGCAGACUCCAAGGGCAUUUAAAUUAAAUGGUACAGUGUUUUACUGCACUAAUAUUA